This is a messenger RNA of Triticum dicoccoides, 1646 nucleotides long. RefSeq lists its product as uncharacterized. The transcript is spliced from 2 exons. NCBI's taxonomy places the organism in Eukaryota, Viridiplantae, Streptophyta, Magnoliopsida, Poales, Poaceae. Bases 268 to 1176 code for a protein of 302 amino acids. The record is from RefSeq and is a predicted model, not a curated record.
CUGCUGCUCUUCUCCUCCUGGUCUGCUGCUGCUGGUCUUCAACGAGCUGCUGUUGCUGCUCUGCUGCAAUGGCGCCCUCCACCACCACCGGUGCUGUCCCAGUCCCACGAUGUCCUGUUAUCUUCAACGGACAGAACUACAGGGACUGGGUGCAGCACAUGAAGCUGCACAUGAGGGGCCAGCUGGUCUGGGAGCACCUCUCUGGUGCCCACUCCUCCAGCUGAGUUGGCCUUCCCUGUUGAUGCCGAUGAAACCAAGCAACGUGAGAUGCUAGAUGCUUUUGAAGAGGCCACUGAAGAGUAUCAGAAUCAACUCCACUUAUACAAGCAAUGGACAAAUGAUGAUGCUCGAGCCUCUUCUAUCUUGGUGAACAGCAUGGAUGUUGAUCUCACCAUGGAUGUGGUGGCCCUUACCACUGCAUAUCAGAUGUGGGAGCACCUUCGCCAUCGCUAUGAGUCUACAGGGGAUGCCAUGUAUCUCUCUGUUGUUCGUCAAGAGCAACAACUACAACAGGGAGAUGCUACUGUGGAUGAUUUCUACAAGGAGAUGUCGGCGGUGUGGCGCCAAUUGGACUCUCUGGGAGCUGAUGUUUGUUGCAGAUGUCAGUGUUGUGUGCGGCAACAAGCUAAGCUGGAGGUUCGUCGCCUCUACGACUUCCUCACUCGCCUCCGGCCGGAGUUCGAGCAGAGUCGUGCUCAGCUAUUGGCACGCCAUCCUCGGCUCUCUACUCUGGAGGCCCUUGCUGAGGUGCGAUCUGAGGAGGUGCGCCUACGGAGCACGGGCUUAUUGCCAUCCUCUUCAGCAGUCCUGGCUGCCCGCGUUCCACCACCGCUGCCUGGUGUGCCCUCUUCUACACAGGUGGCAGCAACCUCCACUAGUGCUUUCUGCAACUACUGCAAGCAGGAUGGUCACAUGAUCACGGAGUGCAUCAAGAGGAGGAAACAGGGUCGCCGUGGUGGCCGUCCUCAAAAGGACUCGGGAGGCUCCUCUAAUUCUCGUGAGGGCUCCCUUGAGAAGGUUCACCAGGAGAUGCUCACCUUGCUGCGCUGCCUUACUGCUUCUGCACCAUCCUCAGGUUCUGCUGGUUCUGCUGGUCAGACGUCUGGUCCACCACCGCACUCUUCGUCAGGAUCGUCGUACGGGGACUCUGGUUGGGAUCGGUCCUCGGCGCCAUGACUCUCAGCGCCUUUGGGAGCUCGAUUGGCUGCACCUUCCUUCCGCUGCGUCCUCUAGCCAGUCGGACAUCACCACCCCUUUUGCUUCAGCUGCCACCUCCACCACAUCCUUCGCUCAGUGGCAUCAUCGAUUGGGUCACAUUUGUGGCUCCCGCUUGUCUUCUUUGGUUAGGAGUGGUGUUCUAGGCUCUGUAUCUGGUGAUAGUUCACUAACUUGUAUGGGUUGUAAGCUUGGCAAGCAGAUACAACUUCCAUAUCCCUUUAGUAAUUCUGUUUCUCAACGACCUUUUGAACUUGUUCACUCUGAUGUAUGGGGUCCUACCCCCUUUGUUUCGAAAGGGGGUCACAAAUAUUAUAUAAUUUUCAUUGAUGAUUUUUCUCGCCACACUUGGAUCUACUUUAUGUCAUCUCGUAGUCAAGUGCUUCAAAUUUACAAGUCGUUUGCUACCAUGGUUCGCACUCAGUAUGAUU